This is a messenger RNA of Paramecium octaurelia, 1455 nucleotides long. NCBI's taxonomy places the organism in Eukaryota, Ciliophora, Oligohymenophorea, Peniculida, Parameciidae. The record is from the annotation of a GenBank genome assembly.
AUGAUCAAUUAAGUAUGCGAUUAUCAUCCUGAACAAAAAAUUACUAUUUUGUGUUUAUACAAUUCAUGUUCAGAGGAUCGUCUAGGAUGCUAGAAGUGUCUUCUCUCAUAGCACAAGUCGCAUAUCAAGAGUUGUGUGUUAAUAUCAGAAAUCUAAAAGAAAUAACAUUGCGUCGAAUUAUUUGCUAAUACUCAAAAUGAGCAAUAAAUAAUCAAGUUUUCAGAGGAUGAAUUAGUCCAUAAGGACAAACUCAAUAAAAUCACAAUCCAAUUGCAAUAAUCAUUAAAAGGUUGUUUAAACAUAUAUCAGAUAUUUAGGAUAUCUCAAGCAGAUCAAAUUGGAUCUAUUGGAGUAGGAAUCCAAACAAAAAACAAUUUAGAUGAAGCAUAAUAAAGAAAUCUUAAAUUCUUACUUCAAUUCUUAUGAGUUUGAGAAAUUAAAGGAGUAGCUAACCAAAUUCAAAGCUGGUUAAUCAACAGAAGACCAAGUAUGAUUGUUCCCACUAUUAGAUUAAUGAUUUUAUCUCUCAAAUAAUCAAGGAUCGAUAAAAUUUAUAGAAUGUUUGCCAGAACUAAUUAGUGCAGGGAUCCAAACAGAAUGGAUUGUCCUAAGAAUUUAAGGAUAUGGUGGUAACAGAAGUCUGCAAUUCAUUGGAGUCUAUCAAAAACUUUAUGAGAAAAGAUGAAUGUAAAUACAGUAUCAAUAUUUUAAUAGCAAUCUUUUUCUAUAAAUCCCAACUAUCACAAGAAGAAGAUGCUAAUAUCCAAGAGACCAUCAAGGGAAAAUAGUUUAUAUUCAACGAUUAAGAUGAAGUGCAAUUGAUUUAUGGAUCAUGCACACUCUCAAAAGGAAUUUAUGAAUUCCAAAUUGCUAUCGAAUACCUACAAAGUGAGUAGUAGAAACAAGAGGAAUAAUCGGAAGGACUGGCAUCCAUUGUGAAUAAUUCAGCUCAAUUGUAUAAUCCAUACUCUUAACAUACCAUUGGUGGACAUAUCAGUAAUUCUGGGAUAUUCGCACAAUAGGAAUAUCAACACUUGCAUAGAGUUUACAUCGGAGUAGUGGAGGAUUUGGUCAAGGAUCAAAUGGCCACUUAUUCCAUAAUGUAUUAAACACAGUAAUGUUGUGCUGUCGACAUUGUGAGAGGAGCAGCCAUUGGGUCAUUUCAUAUGAAAUAAUAGUUAGGCGAGAAGAUAGAACCAAUUUAGUCAUUGUUUAAUAAAAACAUGAAGAAGGGAUUGGUCCUGGCGUUCAAGAUUAAUUUAGAUGAAAAGUAUGAUUCACAAUUAUAAAAUGUUAGCAAACUCAUUUUGACAGAUAGUGAAGGCAAAACUAGGUAUGAAGGACAAUUGUACACGAUGACAGGAGACAAUAUUAAACCUUAUAUCUUAAUUUACAAGAGCAAUGUUAAAGUAACGAUUAAUUGAGUUUAAAAAUAUUUUUUAUUUAAUCAAUCAU